GGGGUGGCUUGAAAAACCUCGUUAUGACUGCCAUAAAGACGUCAGUUAUUUCGGAUUUUCAUCUCACAUUUCAUUGUGAGAGAUCGUUUGUUGCCUCGCCUCUGUGGAUGACGCGGGAUCACAAUUCAGCACCUGGACAGCUCCUGGUUAACCUAUUACUGGGCACAUGGAGUCCCUAGCGUGAUUGUAGGGAAACCCUGUGAGCAGGCGAGAUUUGGGCACUAAAAUGCCCUCCUUCCAAAAGAUGACGUUUAACUGAAUAUGUGGAUAGUGGUGGACAUUUAAAAGCAUCUCCGUGAAUGAUGAUGCUUACAAUAAGGAUCGGGCUUUUUCGUUGUGCCCUGUAUUCUAAGCAGCAGCACGGGUCGUUAGCCAAUCCAAAUCUGAAGAGGAUAGCAGCAGCCUACACACAGCAACCGAGCCUCGCUCACACUGAUCAUCGGCAAGGGAGACAUUGCCAUCAUCAUUAGGAGGGCAUGAGUCACGACCAUACUUUCAACAAUGUAGAGCAUAAAAGGGGAAACCGUUUGAAAAUCAAGUAAUUAUUGUCUGUAUGGAGGAAUGCAACAGCUAUGUUGGAGACAACAUUGAUAUAUGGCAACAGUUCAUCUACAGCCUGCUAGAGGGAUCUCUUAUCUUGAUGAUGAGUAUACAGCAGUGUGUGGUGUGAGCCAAGUCUCUAUUCUCUGGUUAAAUCAAGAGUAACAAUCGUGUCGACGUCCAUUCACAGAAACAACACAGCAACAUGAGCAACCCCCAGGCCCCUCCCCAGGCCCAGGCCAGAGCCUCAGAGCUGGAGGUGAUCUCCCAGCAGGUGGAGGAGGACAACCAGUGUCACGCUCCAGUCCAGGUGGUCAGCUUUGCAUACAGAGACCUGCCUCUGGCCGCGCUGGACAUCUCCCUGGCCGGAUCCCAGCUCAUCUCCAACCUGGACGAAGAGGACAACAGAGAGGGGUCUAACUGGCUGAAGCCAUGCUGUGGGCGGAGGGCAGCCCUAUGGCAGGUAUGUCUGCUGAGCGCAGGCUUCAACUGUUUCCUGGUGGCUUGUGUCAUCCUGGUGGUCGUGCUGCUGUGUCUGGAGCUGCUCAUCGACACCAAGCUUCUGCAAUUUAACAACGCGUUCCAGUUUGCCAGCAUCAUCCACUGGAUCAGCCUGGCCAUUCUAUCUGUGUUCUUCACUGAGACGGUGUUCAGAAUUGUGGUGCUGGGGAUCUGGGAUUACAUCGAGAACAAAGUGGAGGUGUUUGACGGUGCAGUCAUAGUCCUGUCCCUGGCCCCCAUGGUGGCCUCAACGGUGGCCAACGGCCCCAGCAGCCCCUGGGACGCCAUCGGCCUCAUCAUCACCCUACGCAUCUGGAGGGUCAAGAGGAUCAUCGAUGCCUACGUGCUACAGGUGAAGGUGGAGAUGGAGAUGGAGAUGGAGAACCAGCAGUAUGAGAAGGCCAAAGCUGUCAGGGAGGAGCAGCUGGAGAGACUCACCCAGAUCUGCCAGGAGCAGGCAUUUGAGAUCAGGCAGCUGCGGGCCCACCUGGCUCAGCAGGACUUGGACCUGGUAGCAGAGCGGGAGGCUGCCAUGCAGAUCCACCAUGUGUGGGGCAAGCAGAGCAGCAGCUUCCAGGAGGUGGACGGCCUGGCCCCUGGGGGCCCCGAUCAGCGAGGCCAGGCUAAAGCCAGGGAGGCAGCGGCCUCUAGAGAUCAUGUUGUUCAAGAUGACAUGAACAACUACAUCAGCCAGUACUACAGUGAGGCAAGCAGUGAUGUUGGGAUCCCAGACCCAGCUCGUGUCAUUACCACUGCAGCCAUAGAUGUGCACCUGCCCAAUAACCCCAGCCAGCUGCCCUCGUCUCUGGUGAGUGCAGAUGCAGCGUCCAGCUGCCUGCAGCGGACGGGUAGCUCUGUGAGCGAGGCCUCCAACACCACCGUGUCCCGCUCUCGCUCCAGCUUCAGCGGCCACCAGCACAGUAUAAGUAGCCACACCCUGGGCUCCACCACCGACUGCAGCUCCACCGUCCGCGAGGCCUCCACCUCCACAGACUCCUACAGCGGCCAGCGCUGUUACCCCCCGCCCUACUGCAGCCCCCUGGCCCUGGGCACACAGCCUGCCCCCAGAGGACACCCCAGCGCCGUGGUGCAGGAGUUGCUCUCCUCGCUGUCUGAGGACUCCUGUCUGGGCCAGAAGGGCUUGGACCCUGUCAACCUCAAAUUGCCCAGCCCUGCUGGCUCCACCAAGACCAGCCCUGAGCUGCAGCACAGGCUCAACAUCUACAACAAGAGGAACAAGGAGAGCCACAGAGGCUUCCACACCAAGCCUCUCAUCCACCUGCAGGCCAGGGAGCCUUUCAUGGAGGAGAAGUACAGGCUAUCUCAGGCAGAUGCCACUGUCAGCAGCCUGCCCGAGACAUAGGAAAGGGCUACACGGGGUAUUGUAUCUCUUAGCCAGCACUGACUCACUCCUCAAAGACCCUCCUGAAACUCACUGACGAAAACUAAAGACAUGAACUCAGAGGCAUCCUCCACUGGCAUACAGCCAUCUUCUUCAUUGCCAAAAGCACCUUGGGACUGUGAAUGGCAGCUCUGCCAGCACAGCCCAUCGUCCAUUGAGGACAGGGAAACAUGCUUUAGUGAGCAGGCACAGAACAUCUAUCAGGAAUUGCCACAAUAAAUGAGUAUAUGGAGUCACCAAAAGAAACCAGCAUUAGGGCAUUAGCCCAGGCUCUGAGGUAGCAGGGCUCAGCAGAAAUGUGACUGGCUCUGAUGCUUUUGAAUGUGAUAUAAUUUAGCGAUGGGGCUGGGUGUGUGUGGGUGGAACUGGGUGGUUUGUUUGUCUGAUAUACUUGCUUAGGGAUUGGAGACACUAGACUGAUCACAAAACAACUACUAAUUGGCUAUCAUAUUAUGAUGUCAUGAGCCACACUAAUCAGACAUUUUAUAAACAAACCAUACUGAAAGUCAACCUGGAGUUUCUCGACCUCAACAUUAAGUACAGUCCUCUCUGAUCGGACUAAUGCAGGGUACAUUUGAUCUAUGUUCUAAUGUGUUGAGCUGUGUUCUCAGCUUAUUUCUUACCUUUGUCUUUCUACAUUAUCAAUGCUAAAGUUUGUAUUCAAAUGAUAUGACAAAAUAUUUUUAAGCCAGACAAUUGAGCAAUUGAGGGAUGUUUCAGCUACCAAAUCUCAAGGGGUUUGUAAUUGAAGAUGUUAUGUAAAGUGUUGGUCAGAAGAAAAAGUAUUAUAGCAUGGACCUUUUAAAAAUAUCUGCUUUUAGACAUGGCAAUCUAAUCCGUGCACUUAAAUGUCAACAGCCAUUUUGUAAAUUGAUCAUGAAGGGAAUUCAGUGCAGAGUAAAAGCAAUUAAAAGGAAAACAUGGUAAAAGAACAGUCA
This is a messenger RNA of Salvelinus fontinalis (brook trout), 3381 nucleotides long. RefSeq names its product transmembrane protein 266-like. The coding region runs from base 746 to 2404 and encodes 552 amino acids. Gene Ontology annotation, cellular component: plasma membrane. The record is from RefSeq and is a predicted model, not a curated record. NCBI's taxonomy places the organism in Eukaryota, Metazoa, Chordata, Actinopteri, Salmoniformes, Salmonidae. Gene Ontology annotation, molecular function: voltage-gated channel activity. The transcript is spliced from 12 exons.